AUCCUUAUCGUAACGCGCGGUGGCGACGUACGACGGUGAGCAACCAUGGGCUACCCGGGGACAACCGAGGACGACGAUCAAUAUCGGGUACCGCUGAUAGCAAAGUUGCUGCACGCCCUGCCACACUACAACAUCACCUUCCAUCGCAUCAACAACACCUUUCGCCCAUCAAAUGACGUCUAUCUGGAGAGUCUCGGCAUUUUGGGCUCGAUACCGGCCGCCCUGCUGAUUGUGUCGUUGUUCGGUUUGCUGCUCUAUCUGCUGACACGCUGCUGCGACAGAAAGCCACGACCCGCACACUCCAUCACCAGCCUGAAGGUGACGCUUUCGAUCGUAACCGUGCUGUGCUGCGCCGCGAUCGGACUCGGACUGUACGGUAAUGACGAUCUGCACAAUGGGCUGCUCGAGGUGCUGCAGGCUGGCCGGAAGGUGGACGGUGUCGUGUCGUCCGUCCGCAACCAAACCUUCAUCCUGGAGAACACACUGACGAUGAAGAUCCAGCAGCAACUGACUGAGCUGGAGGACAUAUUCGAUCAGAAAACAAACAAUCAAACUGCGCUCGCUCAGCUGCAGCAGGCUCUACUCACCGCAAAGGGUAACAUUACGAUUGCAAAGAAUGCGGCAAACGACAUUAGACGACCGCUGGUCGGUUUAACCAUCACAGACUUCCUGACGAAAGGGGAUCAGUGGGAGUUGAUACGCUGGCCGGGUACGGUCGCCAUCUUGGCACUGUUGCUCGUGCUGUGUGCGGUACUGUUGGUGGGUGUUGCGCGCCACUCACGCUGCGCUCUCAUACUGUUCAGCGUGUGCGGUUUGCUGGCCGUGACCGGUUCCUGGCUCAUGUCCGGUCUCUACCUUUCGACCUCGGUUGCGGUGGGCGACCUCUGCAAUGAUCCCGCCGACUUCUUGGUACACCAAGCACCGCACGAACUGCCAGCAGACAUACUGCUGUACUACACGCAGUGUGACAUUUCGCGCUCGAACCCGUUCACACAGCGACUGCGCGAAUCGCAGAAUGCGAUCAACAAUGCGCGUAACGCGAUGAGUGUCGUCUCAAAGAUCUCACCAGUUCUGUUCAAGAACGCUGGACUUGCACCGAAGCUCGGUUCGGUCAAUGCAGAUAUUAAGCUGUGCGAGCGACUACUGACGGGACUGACCGCUCUGGUGGACUGCCGUGCCGUACACUAUAGCUAUCUCGUAGCAACCCGUGGACUGUGCGAGUGCGGACUGCUCGGACUGGUGCUGAUGCUGAUUGCCAGCUUUAUGGCGGCCAUCUUGCUCACCAUUAUGGUUUGGGUCGAUUCACACACCUGGAUCUACAUCCGCAAGAGGAAUGAUUAUGCGCAGGUCGAGGAGCAGUCAUACGUAUCACACCAAUUGCAUCCACAGAGCCAUCAAAACAUGAACACUCGCACACUCCCACAUCAUCCCAAGGGUCCGCCCGUUAUCAGUGGUUCGCACACGAUUGCGCAUCCGGGCCGGAACGCCAAGCACGACAUGAGCCAGGUGCAGCAGGCCCAGCAGCAGAUGCACCAUCAGCAGGCACACGCCCAGGCCCAGCAGGCGCAGGCCCAGGCCCAGGCCCACAUGAUGCAUCACCAUCAGGCGAUGAUGCGGGCCGGCGGUACGCACACGCUCGGGCGCCUACCGUCGCACAGCAGCCCGACGCAUCUGCACGGUCCGAACAAUGGCAAGUACGCCACCCUCAGUAAGCACUGCAAGACGCUAGACGCGAACGACUUCUACUGAAGUUACGCCGCCUGUAACGAUAGAAAGUUCCAUCCACCCGCCAUACAUCAGCAACCGCACUAUCACACGCACAGCCACCAACAGCAGCAGCAGCAGCAACAACAGCUACAGAUGCAGCAGCUGCAGCAACAGCGUGCGAUGC
This is a messenger RNA of Anopheles maculipalpis, 1891 nucleotides long. RefSeq names its product protein tweety. NCBI's taxonomy places the organism in Eukaryota, Metazoa, Arthropoda, Insecta, Diptera, Culicidae. Gene Ontology annotation, cellular component: plasma membrane. The transcript is spliced from 6 exons. The record is from RefSeq and is a predicted model, not a curated record. Bases 46 to 1749 code for a protein of 567 amino acids. Gene Ontology annotation, molecular function: intracellularly calcium-gated chloride channel activity; volume-sensitive chloride channel activity.